AUGGCCAGUGAUUCACCCACCAGUCCCAACAGCCCCUACCUUCCCAGUGAGGAGGCGCUCUCCGCCGCUCUCCGCCGCUACCUCCCUUCCAACAACGAAGGGUCCGAUCCGGACCCGGACUCUCCUGUGGAUGCCUACUCUGGUGACCAUUUCCGAAUGUUCGAGUUCAAGGUGCGGCGGUGCGCACGUGGCAGGUCACAUGACUGGACCGACUGUCCUUUUGCUCAUCCGGGCGAGGAGGCCCAGCGCCGUGACCCGAGGAAGUUCCAUUACUCGGGUUCGGCCUGCCCCGAUUUCCGAAAGGGUCACUGUAAGAAAGGAGAUUCCUGCGAGUUUGCCCAUGGAGUUUUCGAGUGCUGGCUGCACCCGGCGAGGUAUCGGACUCAGCCGUGUAAGGAUGGAACUAGCUGCAAGAGGAGAGUGUGCUUCUUUGCGCACACGCCGGAGCAGCUUAGGGUUUUGCCGCAGCAGAGUCCCCGAGGAUCAAACUCGCCGCCGAUGACUCGGUCGGUGAGCCGGUCGCUGGGUUUGAGCUCGGUGAGUGAAAUGGUGGCGUCGCUGAGGAAGGUGAAGUCUCUGCCCACUUCAUGGAAUGUUCAAGUCGGGUUAGUUGGAUCAGUCGGGUCGCCCGGGGUGGCACUCCUGUGA
Molecule: messenger RNA, 648 nt
Organism: Fragaria vesca subsp. vesca
Lineage: Eukaryota; Viridiplantae; Streptophyta; Magnoliopsida; Rosales; Rosaceae
Product: zinc finger CCCH domain-containing protein 49-like
Exons: 2
Coding region: 1-648 (215 amino acids)
Source: RefSeq, a predicted model, not a curated record